AUGUCUCUUUUCGGCCAACCCCAAACCCAGACCGCUGGCGGUAGCCUCUUCGGAAAUGCGGCGAACAAGUCAAGCUCGUUUGGAGGAUUUGGAGCCAGCACCACCACUCCUGCCCAGCCCGCGUCCGGCGGCGGACUAUUUGGUGGAGGGCAGACCCAGAAUCAACAACAAGGCUCGACAGGUGGUGGCUUGUUCGGCUCUACCCACAACAGCCACAGCAACAAUCGGGAGGACUCUGUUACUGGUCUAUUCGGAGGUGGCCUCGGCCAGUCCCAGCAGCCACAGCAACCCCAGCAGUCGGGAGGUCUUUUUGGCCAGGGACAGCAGAACCAAACACAACAGCCUUCUACUGGGGGUGGAUUAUUUGGAGGAGGAGGCGCUUUUGGCUCCACGCAACAAACCCAGCAGCAGCCUCAGCAGCAGGGCAGUCUUUUCGGAGGUGGCCUAGGUGGACAGCAGCAACAGCAGCCACAGCAGCAGCAGCAGCAGCAGCAGCAGCAGACCUCCCAGCCACAGCAAUCACAGUUUGGACAGACCACAAUGGUGCAGCCCCAGCCUAAUCAGCCAGAGCAAUCUCUUUCCUCGAGCUUAUGGUCUCCUGGGCGAGCAAUCAGUGGCGUACACCGAACUGUUGACAAACAGAUGCGCAUUGUCCAAGACAAAUGGGACACUGGCAGCCCUAGCUCCGGAUUCCGCGCCUACCUGUACAACAAUGUCGGCGAAGACAGCGCGCCGUUCUAUCAACCUGGCCCAGACGAUGAUGCGACCAAAUGGGAAGAGGCCUUGCGCAAGCGACCCAAUCCUGGCUUUGUUCCUGUUCAGGUGCGUGGUUUCCUCGAGCUAGGCAAACGAGCCCAGCGUCAAAAGGAUUUCCUCAGCGCGAUGCAGACCCGCUUGCACGAGAUCAACAACUCUUUAACCAACUAUCUUUCACGACACGACCUCAAGAUCACUCUCAGAAUAGCAGACUGCCGCCGGAGGCAUCUCGUUCUGAGCAAGCGCUGCCUUGCCCUAGCGGCGAAGACACAGGUCCUGCGCAACCGCGGUUAUGCCAUGGACGAGGCCGAAGAAGAACUGAAAAAGAAGCUGACUCAACUCGAGCGUUCUGUUUUCGAUCCGUCGCUGAGUGGCCGUGGUGAGGAGAUUUGGGCUCGCAUGCUAGCUAUCCACGAACAGAGCAAGCGCCUCCAGGCAGAAAUGGAGCGUGCUGGAACCAACGUGACCGCAAAUUCAGAGGAUGAGAUUGAUGAAGAGACCAUGAAGACCGCGAAGAAGAUUCUUGAUGAUUACCACGCCCAGAUCCAGCAUCUGCAGAAAGAGCUGGCUUCAAUCAAAAAGGAAUUCGAUGAGGCUCAGAAGCUGGCUGGAAACUAA
This is a messenger RNA of Penicillium chermesinum, 1374 nucleotides long. Its product is annotated as putative nucleoporin. Gene Ontology annotation, molecular function: structural constituent of nuclear pore. The record is from RefSeq and is a predicted model, not a curated record. The transcript is spliced from 4 exons. Lineage: Eukaryota; Fungi; Ascomycota; Eurotiomycetes; Eurotiales; Aspergillaceae. Gene Ontology annotation, cellular component: nuclear pore; nuclear pore central transport channel. Gene Ontology annotation, biological process: NLS-bearing protein import into nucleus; nuclear pore organization; protein localization to nuclear inner membrane. Bases 1 to 1374 code for a protein of 457 amino acids.